Messenger RNA from Phyllostomus hastatus (greater spear-nosed bat), 6429 nucleotides. RefSeq names its product SKI proto-oncogene (gene SKI). The record is from RefSeq and is a predicted model, not a curated record. The transcript has 11 exons. Gene Ontology annotation, cellular component: nucleus. Bases 1 to 3780 code for a protein of 1259 amino acids. Lineage: Eukaryota; Metazoa; Chordata; Mammalia; Chiroptera; Phyllostomidae. Gene Ontology annotation, molecular function: DNA-binding transcription factor activity, RNA polymerase II-specific; SMAD binding; RNA polymerase II cis-regulatory region sequence-specific DNA binding. Gene Ontology annotation, biological process: negative regulation of BMP signaling pathway.
AUGGGGAAGGUCAACCGAACUGACAGCAGCUCUUCUGGAAAACCAGCAGAUGCAGCCCCUCCUGAUGCUGGCCCCGCGCCACGGCCCCUCGGGCCUCCCGGAGGCCGCCUCUGCGGCUCGUCUCGCGUCUCCGACGACGUGCGUGUCUCUGCGUCGACCGGGUCCGGACGGGGCGCGCCGUCCGUCCAGGGCUCUCGCCCAGCACCCUCGCCCCCCCCCAGCCUUCUCCAUCCUUCUUCCCCGACGAGGCCGCGGCACGUCCUCGCCCUGGCGGUUCAGACUACCCCCCCACUGGGCACCCGGGCCGGCCGGGAGCCCUGCUCGGACGCCCCCUUUGUCUCUCCGGAGCUCGCCGGCUCUGCCUCGCCCUCCACGGCUCUUGCCCGUCCCUGCAGCGCGCCCCGCUGCCCUCUCCUGGCUCUCUGGACGCCUGGACCUGGCCGGACACACCCCUCAUCUGGUCGCCUCGACAGCCUGGUGCCCGCCCUGUUUCGGAAGGGGCCUGCAUCCUACGUGGACCCCCGCCCGGCAGGGGCCACGCCAGCCCUGCUCACACGGCCGCCUCUCCUGCACCCGCCCCCCCCGCGGCUCUCCGGCACGGGGGAGCGGCCUUCCUGGCGCCUCUUCCCAAGACACUCUGGUUUGCGGUUGUGGCGGGGCCGCGUGUGGCUUUCUGGGAGCCCGCGUCGGCGGCGGUGGGACGGGCGCCCUCCCAGCCGCUCAGGAAGCGGCCCCAGCCGGAAAGGGGGCCCCCGGCGCCGCCGCCGCCGCCGCCGCCGCCGCCACCGCCCCCGCCGAGCGGCCUUCCGGCGGGCGGGUCCAAAGGCAGCCGAGCAGGGUCGAGUCCCGGGUGGGCGGGACCGAGAGGAGCCGAGCGGCGCCGACUCUCACACGGGCGGGGCCGAGCGGAGCCGAGCGCGGCCGACCGCGCGUGCGGGGGGCGGGCGGGCGGGCCGAGGAGCGGGCGCGGGCGGCGGGGUGGGCGCGGGCCGGGCCGGCCGGUGGCGGACGCGACGCGGCCGGCCAGCGCCGCCGGGACGAGCCGGGCGGGCGCCGCGCGGUGGGAGGAGCGGGGCGGCGGCGGCGCGCCGCGCGAGGACGGCCCGGCGGGCCCCGCGCCCGCGCCCCCGCUCCUCCCGGGCCCCUUGGCCUCGGCCACCGCGGCGAUUCGCGCCUCGCGGCGCCGGCACCUGCCCGCGCGCCCCCCGCGAGCCCCGGGCCCGCGAGCGUUGGCGUUGGCGUUGGCGGCGCGCGCCGGGGCAUGCCCCGCGCCUAGGGGCCCGGGGGGCGCGCGGGGGACGCGCGGGGGGCCCGGGCGGCGGCGGGCGCGGCGUGGGGCGCGUGGAUGUGGCGCCGGGCCCGGGCGGCGGCGGGCUCCAGCGGCGGGACCCCUUCGCCCCGCCCGCCUUCCCCUUCGCGCCCCCGGGCGAGGCCGAGGCCGCGGCCGUGAUCGGCCGGGAGCCGGUGGCGGGGGGAGGUCGGGGCCGGGGCCGGGGCCGCCGCCGGGGCGCGCGGGGCGGCGGCGGGGGCCGCGGGGGUCCCGGCGCGCGAGAGCGGGAGCGGCCCGGGGAGUCGGAGCGCACCAUGGAGGCGGCGGCCGGCGGUCGCGGCGGCUUCCAGCCGCACCCGGGGCUGCAGAAGACGUUGGAGCAGUUCCAUCUGAGCUCCAUGAGCUCGCUGGGCGGCCCGGCAGCCUUCUCGGCGCGCUGGGCGCAGGAGGCCUACAAGAAGGAGAGCGUCAAGGAGGCGGGCGCGGCCACGGUGCCCGCGCCGGUGCCCGCGGCCGCCGAGCCGCCGCCCGUGCUGCACCUGCCCGCCAUCCAGCCGCCGCCGCCCGUGCUGCCCGGGCCCUUUUUCAUGCCGUCCGAUCGCUCCACCGAGCGCUGUGAGACCGUCCUGGAGGGCGAGACCAUCUCGUGCUUCGUGGUGGGCGGCGAGAAGCGCCUGUGCCUCCCGCAGAUCCUCAACUCGGUGCUGCGCGACUUCUCGCUGCAGCAGAUCAACUCGGUGUGCGACGAGCUGCACAUCUACUGCUCGCGCUGCACGGCCGACCAGCUGGAGAUCCUCAAAGUCAUGGGCAUUCUGCCCUUCUCGGCGCCCUCGUGCGGGCUCAUCACCAAGACGGACGCGGAGCGCCUGUGCAACGCGCUGCUGUACGGGGGCGCCUACCCGCCGCCCUUCAAGAAGGAGCUGGCCGCCAGCCUGGCGCUGGGCCUGGAGCUCAGCGAGCGCAGUGUGCGCGUGUACCACGAGUGCUUCGGCAAGUGCAAGGGGCUGCUGGUGCCGGAGCUCUACAGCAGCCCGAGCGCCGCCUGCAUCCAGUGUCUCGACUGCCGCCUCAUGUACCCGCCGCACAAGUUCGUGGUGCACUCGCACAAGGCCCUGGAGAACCGGACCUGCCACUGGGGCUUCGACUCGGCCAACUGGCGGGCCUACAUCCUGCUGAGCCAGGACUACACGGGCAAGGAGGAGCAGGCGCGCCUCGGCCGCUGCCUGGACGACGUGAAGGAGAAGUUCGACUACGGCAACAAGUACAAGCGGCGGGUGCCCCGGGUGUCCGAGCCCCCAGUCUCCAUAAGAAAACCAGACGACCCUCCCUCCCAGCACCCCACGUCUUCAGAGAAGGACAAGCAGUCAGGCUGGCUGCGGACCCUGCCUGGCGCCUCCAGCAAGGGCCUGGGCUGCACUCACCCUCGCCAGCGCCUCUCCGCCUUCCGACCCUGGUCCCCUGCUGUUUCUGCGAGUGACAAAGAGCUCUCCCCACACCUCCCGGCCCUGAUUCGAGACAGCUUCUACUCCUAUAAGAGCUUCGAGACCGGCGUGGCCCCCAACGUGGCCCUGGCCCCGCCGGCCCAGCAGAAGGCCGUGAGCAGCCCGCCGUGCGCCACCGUCGUCGCCCGGGGCCCCGAGCCCCUCGCCACCUGCAUCCAGCCUCGGAAGCGGAAGCUCGCGGCGGACACGCCCGGGGCCUCGGAGACGCCGGCGCCCGCGGGCGCCCCGGAGGACGACAAGGACUCGGAGGCCGAGGCGGAGGCGGAGAGCAGAGAGGAGUUCACCUCCUCCCUGUCCUCGCUCUCCUCCCCGUCCUUCACCUCGUCCAGCUCCGCCAAGGACCUGAGCUCCCCGGGGGUGCACGCCCCGCCCGCCCCGCCCGCGGCCCCAGACGCCGCGGCCCCCGCCGACGCCCCGAGCGGGGGGCUGGAGGCGGAGCUGGAGCACCUGCGCCAAGCCCUGGAGGGCGGCCUGGACACCAGGGAGGCCAAAGAGAAGUUCCUGCACGAGGUGGUGAAGAUGCGGGUGAAGCAGGAGGAGAAGCUCAGCGCCGCCCUGCAGGCCAAGCGCAGCCUCCACCAGGAGCUGGAGUUCCUGCGCGUGGCCAAGAAGGAGAAGCUGCGGGAAGCCACGGAGGCGAAGCGCAACCUGCGGAAGGAGAUCGAGCGCCUGCGCGCGGAGAACGAGAAGAAGAUGAAAGAGGCCAACGAGGCCCGGCUGCGCCUGAAGCGGGAGCUGGAGCAGGCGCGGCAGGUCCGGGUGUGCGACAAGGGCUGCGAGGCCGGCCGCCUGCGCGCCAAGUACUCGGCCCAGAUCGAGGACCUGCAGGUGAAGCUGCAGCACGCGGAGGCCGACCGCGAGCAGCUGCGCGCCGAUCUGCUGCGGGAGCGCGAGGCCCGGGAGCACCUGGAGAAGGUGGUGAAGGAGCUGCAGGAGCAGCUGUGGCCGCGGCCCCGGCCCGAGGCUGCGGGCGGCGGCGGCGAGAGCGCGACAGAGCUAGAGCCCUAGCGGACCCACUGCCUGCUGUCCGGCGGCCCGGACCCCGCGGGGACAGGGCGGCGGGCGCCACGCCGCUGGGGCUCCGCGUGGGGCGAGCCUCCCCUCUUCCCGGCCGUAUAGCACAACGUCUUACUGUGCCUACAACCAAGCGAGUGUUCGCGACCCCAUGCUUUUGGAAUCCACUGCGAAAUUUUCUACUGGCCAAGUUCAAGCGAGCAAGCUGGGUCCCCACCUGUAUGUAGCUGGAAACAAGGCCAGCUCGGUGGCUGUGGCUGGCCUCUGCUUGCUGGAACACUCUAACAUUUACACUUUUGUUAUAAGCUAUUUAAAACCAGUAAGAAGACUUGAUAUUCAGAAAAAAUCAACACGUUUUUUAAUGACUAACUUUUAAAAGCCCCACCCACACGCCCCGCUGCCGUCCGAGGACCCGCAAGGGGGCGGGGCGGCCGCUGCCCCGCCCCGCCCCGCGAAGCCAUCCCAGCCCGCCCGCGGCUGCAGAGGGCAGGAAGGGCUUUUCUCCAGAGUCUCUAUUUUUUCAGCAACAAGGACCCAGGCCUCCCAUGCUGCCGCCCGUGAGAGCGAGGAGAGGGCGCCCUGAGCUGACACUGCCGCCUUACGCCCGCUGCCCUGUCCCCACGGGCCGGUGCUCCCAGACACCGCGGGGGCGGCGCCCGCGGGCGGGGACAGAAGGCCGUCCCCGCCGCCGGACCGGCGACCCUCCUCGGCGGGGCAGACACCGCGCCCCCUCCCUGGGACUGAGGCUGCAGCAUCGGAACAAAACAGCAUUAUUUCACCUUUUCUUUUUGUUCGUUUGUUCAUUUAAACGUGUAUUUAGAACCGCACUUUGUCAAACACCCUUCCUCUUCUUUUUACUCCCCAGUUAACUGAGGUUUUUACUUUCCAAGUACCGAGACCGACGUCUAGAGCAGGUCGCCGCCCCAGUGCUGAGCGUUCGGAACCCCCCUGGUGCUCGUGGGACAAGGGAGUCACGGAAUGCGCGGACUGACCGCGGGGGGAGCUCUGUGCCUUCCAGCAUCGUGUACAGCGAACCCCGAAUCGUCUGCUCACCCCCCGAUACCCGUCUGCAGUAGCGACCGACUCUGCCGCUCUCAGAAUGAGUUCCUUGCAUUUAUUCCAAAUAAUCUCGUUUACGCUCAACUGUUUAUGCAAAGUGUAUAUGGUUUCUGACGCCCGAGCUUGAAAGUGAUUCCCCCGCAGACCAGAGGCGCUGCCCGCCCGAGCGCGGCCGCCGGGCCCGACUCCGCCCUCGCGCCCCCGCGGCCACGCACAGGCCGGGGCGGAGCCGCGGGUGCCGACACGCCUGCGGGGCCUCGCCCUCGGUCUGCCGGGGGCCCAGGUGCUGCCGGACCCCCUCCUGAAGUGCAAUGCAAAGGGACACCGCGCGUGCGUCUGGGUUUCGUGUUCUCUCGCUUCGUUUUCCUUUCCCAGCGGCCAGCCCCGUAUGCAUGGAGUCGCAGCCUCCGCCCCACGUGCACCCCUCGAUGGGCAUUAUUAUCGCGUCGUGGAAAGGGUCGGUGGUUGGGCAGCUGUCCGAAGGCCGUGUCGGCCUCGUCUCUCCAGAGUUGUGGUUUUUUUUUUUUUUUCCCAGCCAUUUUUCGAGGGAAACUAAACGGUUUCGUUGGAGCAAAGCUUUACCCGUGUCGGUGUGCUUCUGUGCGGCCGGUCGGGGAGCGGCAGGGAGCCCGCGGCCGCCGGGCACCCCCGCUGCUCCUGAGUUCUCAGGCCGCCGGGGAGACGGACUUUUCUGACUCGUGCUCGAGGGCGCCGCCUGUUCCCUGCCGCCCCCGCCCCUCGGCCCUGUCCCGAGCCCUGGGAGGAGCCGGGCCGGCGGCUUGUCUCCCAGAGCAGGGGGUCGGCCCGGCAGGCCCGGCCCCCCCGGGGCCGCGGGGCGGAGUCGGGGGCGGCGGUUGCCCUUCACCAGCAGCUUGACCUUCCUGGGCAGCUCCCAGGGUGAGGCCGGCGGGAGGGGGUGCCCGCCACCCCCAGCUCCCUGGCGCAGCGGCCUCCUCAGAGAGCCUGAGGAGGAGGGGCCUGCGCUGCAGGCCGCUGGCGCCCGCGUGCGGUCGAGUCACCCACCUUCCCGGCCGGAGGGUACCCCACGGAGGGAAGACACAGCAGCAAUAACACACCCACGGAGCAGCUAACUCACGCCGGGUGCUCCGCGUUCGGUCCGAGCUGGCCGGUGACGGGCCUCCCCUGUAGAUACCCCCGUCACGCUCUGCAUCACACGCGCACACGGGGGUCCGGAGGCCCCUUCCCCCUCCCCCGGCAGCUGUCUCAUCUGGGCGGUCCCCACCGGACGCGCUCCUCUGCCGGGAGGGGAGGGGAGGGCGGCCCUGCCCGGCGGCGUCCGGCGUCCGAGCGACCUGGCCGUCGGGGCGCCGAGCUCGCCCCUCCCCAGGCUCCCGGGCCCCGGGGGAAGCUCGUUCUCGCUUCAGGCCGGGAGUCGCGAACGCCCUGUCUCCGAGGACAGCGAAGACACAGCCCCACCUUGUGUCCGCCAGGAGCGCCCGCAUCGCCGCCCCGCCCCUCUGCUGCUGCUAAUGACAAUAUGAUGACUUACUCUACUAUCCGAGAACUAUUUUUAUGUAAUUAAUGUAUGCGCUCUUGUUUAUAAAUGCCUGAUUUAAAAAGAAA